AUGAUGGACGCCGACCGCUCCGGCGCCGUCUCCCGCCGCGAGUUCAAGACGUUCGUGUUGCGCCAGAUCGCCCGCUCGCCGCGCGACUCACCGGCGGUGCCGCGCCGCGCCAUCACCGCACCCGCCGCCACGCCCGCCGCCGCCCCUGACCGUCGCCCGCCGCGGCCGUCUUCCUCCUCCGCCGCCCCCCCGCCGAUUCCGUCGCCUCCGUCGUCACCGCCUCCGCCGCCGGGCGAGGGCGACGGCUGUCCGCUCGGCGUCUCGGCCGAGGUGGCGCCGCUGCGCUCGCUCCCGUCGCUGCGGCUGCUCGGCGAGCAGCUCGAUCCGGACGACACCGCCGAGCUCGGAGCGCUGCUCGGACGCGCGGCGAGACCCGCCAACCUCGCCUUUCUCUCCACCCUCGCCGCCGGCGCGGCGCCCAAGCCGGCUUUGCCGCCGCCCGCAGCCGCGGCCGCGCCGCGCGCCAGUGACGCGUCGAGCGCCGGUGACGCGGACGCGGACGCGGACGCGGUGCGCGAGAUGCUUUCGGUGCCGCGGCGGCCCCGCACGGUCGCGGUGUUGGGGUCGGUCCUCGCCGGGCGGGCGACUGAGGCCGCGGCCAACGGCUCGGGGGCAGGGGGCGGCGGCUCGGCCGCGGCGCGUGAGGCUGCGAGCGACGCGUUGGAGGCGCGCCGGCUGCUCGACCUCGCCGUCCGCGAUCGGCCCCGCAGCUUGCUGCGCUUGCUGUGCGCCACGGCGGACGCGGCUGCCGCCCGCGAGGUCACGCGCCACGGGAGAGUCGCGCCGCAGCAGGGAGGGAGGGCGACCGCGGGCGAGUCGCUCCCGGCGAUGGAGAGGGCGGUCUUGCUCGUCCACCCUCCCGUGAUGGGCUGCGCGGCGCACCGCAUCGCCGCCGCACUGACGGGCGGCGGCGGGCGAGGCGGCCUCGCGUCGCCGCUCGAGGGCGGCCGCUGCUACGCGUGGCGAGUCGUCAACCGGUACUACAGCGCCACACUCUCGCUGCUCGUCGUUCCCGACACCGACGCGACGCACGCCCCGCUCGCGGCGGCGGCGGCCGAGGCGGGCGCGGUGCUGCUGCUCUUUGACCGCUCCGCGGCCGCCGCCGCCGGCGAGAGCGGGUGGGCGCGCGUGACCGGGCGGUGGGGCAGUGAUCUGCCGAGCGCAGACGAGCUGUCCGAGUUUGUGCUGCUGCUGCUCGGCGAUUGCGGCGGCGCGCCGGGGGAGGCGCCUCCGACGCACCCGGAGGCGUGCUUCGAGUUCGCGCUCGAGCACGGCGGCGAGAUUGUCGAGAUCGACUCGGCGGCCGGCUCGGCGGACAUGGAGCAGCUCGCGCCGCUCGCCGCAGCCUCGCGCGGGGCGACCUCCCCGGCCGGCGGCCGCGGCGGCGACGAGUCUGACGGCCUCUCCAGGGUGCUGGAGGCGGUGCAGUGCCGCCGCUGGCCAGAGGAGGCGGCCGGGGCGGCCAACGGCAGCGCCGAGGUGCGCCCGCAGAACGGCAGCGCUUCCGGACCCGCGGACCUCGCGGCUUCCGGAGCGCGGGCCGUGGCCGCAGCGGCGCAGGAGGAGAUGCACCGCCGCGCCGCCGCCGAGCGGCUGGCGGCGCGCGACGAGGAGGCGGAGCGGCACAUGGCGGCGCUGGUGGGAGAGGGCGAGCCGAACGGAGGCGGCGAGGGCGGCGGCGCCGCCGCCUCCGUUGGCCGGCUGGAGAGGGACGACGAAAAGCUCGAGCGGCUCUUUGAGCAAAUGGGUCAGAUCCGCAACAGCGGAGCCAGCCUCCCCGACGAUGAGCGGCGAGAGCGCGCGGCAGCUCUGGCGCAGGAGAUGGCGCGCAUGCUCGCGGAUGGGGAGGACGAGGACGAGGAUGACGAAUAG
Emiliania huxleyi CCMP1516 is the source of this 1872-nucleotide messenger RNA. RefSeq lists its product as hypothetical. Gene Ontology annotation, molecular function: calcium ion binding. Bases 1 to 1872 code for a protein of 623 amino acids. The transcript has a single exon. The record is from RefSeq and is a predicted model, not a curated record. NCBI's taxonomy places the organism in Eukaryota, Haptophyta, Isochrysidales, Noelaerhabdaceae.